This is a messenger RNA of Dujonia railenensis, 1215 nucleotides long. Lineage: Eukaryota; Fungi; Ascomycota; Pichiomycetes; Serinales; Debaryomycetaceae. The record is from the annotation of a GenBank genome assembly.
AUGGUAGAACUGCAGCUGAAUUGGAGAGAAAUCUUCUAUAUUUCGGCGUCCAUAUUGACAGUAAGUUACUCGAUUAAGCGCUAUUAUGAGCUCUAUUACAAUCAAUCUUCUUCAUUUAAUACUUCCAAAUUGACUUCGUUGCCUCCGAGGUCUCGUGGUGUAGCAUCAUUAAUAGGUAAUACUCAACUUGUUGAAAUACCCACUUUGUCGAAAUUAACUGGGUGUAAAAUUUAUGCGAAAUUAGAGCUUCAGAACCCUGCAGGUAGUGCAAAGGAUAGGGUUGCACUCUCUAUCAUUCGUGAAAUGGAAAGGCAAGGCAAAUUAAGACCCGGUCAUCCUGAUGUUGUGUUGGAGGGAACGUCUGGUUCUACUGGUAUAUCAUUUGCAGUAUUGGCAAAUAGCUUAGGCUAUACUGCUCAUAUCUGCUUGCCAGACGAUACUGCAGAGGAGAAAGUCAAUUUAUUGAAAUCGUUGGGUGCAAUCAUAGAGCCUGUCAAACCUGCUCCCAUAGUGGACCCCAACCAAUAUGUGAAUGUAGCCAAAAGAAGAGCUGAAGAGAUCUCCAAAGACCCUAACGAUGAAAGAAGGGCAAUCUUUGCGGACCAAUUUGAGAAUGACUUUAAUUGGAGAAUUCACUACUCCACUACAGGACCAGAGAUCUGGAAGCAAAUGGACGGAGCCAUAGAUGUAUUCAUAAAUGGUUCAGGCACAGGAGGCACGAUUGCUGGUGUAGGGAAAUACUUGAAGGAGCAAGACCCUGGUGUUAAGAUAAUUUUGUCGGAUCCUCAGGGAUCAGGUCUAGUGAAUAGAGUAAACUAUGGUGUCAUGUACGAUACAGUAGAGAGGGAAGGGACCAGAAGGAGACAUCAGGUGGAUACUUUAGUGGAAGGUAUAGGUUUGAACAGACUUACUUGGAACUUCAAAAUAGCUGAAGAAUACAUCGAUGAAGGAUUUCGAGUUCAAGAUGAAGAAGCUUUGAAAAUGGCCAAGUUCCUUUGCGUUAACGAUGGGUUCUUCUGGGGCUCUUCUGCAGCAGUGAACUGUGUGGCUGCUGUGAAAGCAGCAUUCAAGUACGGGCCUGGCCAAAAGAUUGUGGUUAUUGCUUGUGAUUCUGGUUCUAGGCACUUAUCGAAGUUUUGGAAAAGGGCAAUGGAGGUUCCAAACGAUAUCAAAUUGGAAGACAUUAUCGUAGAACCAUUGAGCUCUGGUCAAUAG